UUUUCCGUAUUUUGGGAGACCUACCGUAGUUACAUGUUAGAUGCUAAUUAAUUCAUGGCAUGUCCAAAUGAAGCAAUAAGGGCAAAGGUGGGACUUAUGAGGGUUGAAAGAGUAAUCCAUCAAUGGAACAACACAAAGACGGAUUCUCCAGUCUAUUUUCCCAAAUACUUGUAAGCAGCCAUCAUCUACAUAAUUCUUUGGGAUUACACUGCCUGUAAAACACACAAACUCCAAAACCACCCCAAGGAAGUUCUGCGAGGCAUGCUUAAAAAGGUUUCCAACGGCUUCUCUGCAUUCGAACAGCUCACACAGGAGGCCAUCAUGUACGGGACUCCAAUUCCCAACUCCAGUGAAAAAUACCUGAAUGACGGCAACGCUUGUGCCCUGGACCUCAGCCAGGAUUCUGUAUAUCUCCCAGUGCUCUACGGCCUGUUCUUCGUCGUCGGCACGCCUCUCAAUCUCAUGGCCCUGUAUGGCCUGUACCGCCUGAUCAAGUCCGAGCACGUCUUGCCGGUGUACGUGAUCAACCUGCUCCUCUCUGAUCUCCUCCAACUGUUCACCCUGCCUCUGUGGAUGGACUACUACAUCAGGGGGCACAGCUGGCGAUUCGGAUCGGCUUCUUGCAAGCUGAUGGGGGUCGUCUUCUACGUCAGCAUUUACGUGAGCAUCGUCUUCAUGUGUGUCAUAGCCGUGGAGCGGUACCUGGCCAUCGCCAAACCCCUGAGGUUCCACCGUCUGCGCAAGGUGAGGUUCGCCAGAUGGAUGUCCCUGAGCAUCUGGGUCAUCGUGGCGGUGCCGCCGUGCAUUGCCUUUAAUAUGCUCAACUUCGGCGGCAAACACACCAUGUGCAUCGAGAAGUAUCCGUCCGAGGAGAGGUUCGUCGUCUACCGACUGAUCACCCUGUCCCUAACCUUCAUCCUCCCGCUCGCCUUCAUCUUCUCCCUCUACUGGAAGACUCUGCGGGCCUUGUCGGCCACCAGCGCCUUGGCACCAGAGGAGAAGCAACGCAUCCGGGGCCUCCUCACCCUGCUGGUGGUCAUCUUCGUCGUCGUCCUCGGGCCGUACCACAUCACGGGCUGCGUGAAGUACGUCGGGCUUCUCCUCCACAGGGACAACUGCCAGUGGGAGAGGUCUGUGUUCAUGCCCUACCAGGUGGGCAGGGGCCUGCUGAGCCUGAACAGCCUGCUGGACCCGGUGCUGUACACUUUCAUGCGGAGCGAUUUCAGGGCGGCCUUGGGCCAUCACCUGCCCUGCAUGAGGCGGCGGCGGGGGUCCAGGUCUGCCGUGAGUGGACACAUGAGCACCUCCGGGACUGCUGUUAGCUUUUUCGGAUCACGCGACUAAACCCUGAUUCUGUCAAGAACCGGGGGGGG
Messenger RNA from Esox lucius (northern pike), 1373 nucleotides. RefSeq names its product 7tmA_Proton-sensing_R domain-containing protein. Bases 262 to 1344 code for a protein of 360 amino acids. The transcript has 3 exons. The record is from RefSeq and is a predicted model, not a curated record. NCBI's taxonomy places the organism in Eukaryota, Metazoa, Chordata, Actinopteri, Esociformes, Esocidae. Gene Ontology annotation, molecular function: G protein-coupled receptor activity. Gene Ontology annotation, biological process: G protein-coupled receptor signaling pathway. Gene Ontology annotation, cellular component: membrane.